Molecule: messenger RNA, 1836 nt
Organism: Knipowitschia caucasica
Lineage: Eukaryota; Metazoa; Chordata; Actinopteri; Gobiiformes; Gobiidae
Source: the annotation of a GenBank genome assembly
AUGCGCAGGAUUCUAGAGCUUUCCAGCAAGACCUUUGUGUUGUGCCACGGCCUCCUGCAGCUCUCGCAGCUCCUCUACAGCUCCUACUUCAAAAGCACCAUCACCACCAUCGAGCGCCGCUACGGCCUCAGCAGCUACUCGUCUGGGACCAUCUCCUCCCUGCACGAGGUGAGCAACACGGUCCUGAUCGUGUUUGUGAGUUACUUUGGCCACAGAGUGCACAGACCUCGUGUGAUCGGACUGGGAGGUCUGCUGAUGUCGGUGAGCGCCCUCCUCCUCACGCUGCCUCACUUUGUGUCGCAGCCGUACGAGUAUGACUCCGCGCUGCACAGUCGCCAUGACAUCUGUAACCUGCACAGUAACAGCAGUCGCCCGGACUCCUGUGGCCGGGACGAGACGAGGCGAUUGUCCGACAGCACCACCUUGUGGUUGCUCAUGGGCCUCGCUCAGCUGCUGUUUGGGAUCGGCUCGGUGCCCAUCCAGCCCUUUGGCAUCUCCUACAUCGAUGACUUCGCCCACCCCGGGAACUCCCCGCUCUACAUCGCGAUCCUGUUUGCCAUCUCCGUGUUCGGCCCUGCCUUCGGUUACCUGCUGGGCUCUGUUAUGCUCCGUAUCUAUGUGGACAUCGACAGAUCAAACUCUGAGGCCGGGCAAGAGCUGAGUCCGGCCGAUCCUCGCUGGGUGGGGGCCUGGUGGAUGGGGCUCCUGGUCACAUCGGGGUGCCUCUUCCUCACCUCUCUGCCUUACUUCUUUUUUCCUCGCCGAAUGCCUACAAUGCAGAAUGUGGUUGAACCUGACAAUGACGUAAGCAGUGAUCUGAAGAAACGGGAAGUGUCUUUACAGGAAUUUCUCAAAAUGUUCCCUCGGCUGUUCUGCCGCCUGCUGCUCAGCCCGCUCUUCCUGCUGCUGGUUCUGGCUCAGUGCUGCUUCUCGUCUGUGAUCGCGGGACUCGCCACGUUCCUCAACAAGUUCCUGGAGCGACAGUACGGAGCCACAGCGGCCUACAGCACUCUGCUCGUGGGAGCCAUGAAUCUGCCUGCGGUGGCAGUGGGGAUGCUGGUUGGAGGAGUGAUCAUGAAAAAAGCCAAUCUGUCUCUGAAGAACAUCCCUCGUUUCUCGGUGCUCAUGCUGGUCCUGUCCACGCUGCUCUGUGUCCCUCUGUUCUUCAUGGGAUGUGCCACACAGAGAGUGUCUGAAGUCAACACACAUCUGGACGGGUCGACCUCCAGGUGUUACUCCAACUGCUCGUGUCCCGUCAGUGCCUUCCACCCUGUGUGUGGAUCAGACGGCGUCGAGUACAUUUCCCCGUGUCACGCCGGCUGCACCAACUUCACCAAAGACCCCAACAACCCUCACAAAGUCCAGCGGUACACAGACUGCAGGUGUGUCUCCGGGCCCCAGAGUGAGGCCCUCCCUGCUCCCUGUCUAAACCGCUGCUCUCACCUCCUGCUCCCCGUCAUAUCCGUCAUCUCUGCAGCCGCUCUGAUCGCCUGCUUCACCCACAACCCUAUGUACAUGAUGCUGCUGCGAACGGUUCCUGCUGAAGAAAAGUCUUUUGCCAUAGGAAUACAGUUUCUGCUUAUGAGAGUGUUAGCCUGGCUCCCGGCUCCAGCCUUGUUCGGUACGGCCAUAGACACGUCCUGCAUCUGGUGGAGGCGAAUAUGCGGAAGAAAGUUCAGCUGUGGUUACUACGACAACAACGUAUUAAGAAACAGGUACUUGGGUCUCCAGGUGGGAUACAAGAUCAUGGGCAUCGCGUUGCUCGUAUUACUGGGCUGGAAAGUGAAGAGGACUCAAGAGUACAGCCUGGAGAAGAGACCAGAAGGACCGCUGUAG